This is a messenger RNA of Tetrahymena thermophila SB210, 552 nucleotides long. RefSeq lists its product as hypothetical. NCBI's taxonomy places the organism in Eukaryota, Ciliophora, Oligohymenophorea, Hymenostomatida, Tetrahymenidae. The record is from RefSeq and is a predicted model, not a curated record. The transcript has a single exon.
AUGAACGCUUAGACUAUUUAAGAUAAUGUGAAUAAAUAUAGGUUUGGAGUGCUAAUCGGCAAUUUUGCUGAAGAGAAAUUUGGUAUGGAUAUGGCUCAAAGAUAGAUUGAUGAAAGAUUACCUAAUUCUACAAUGAAAGAUUCUUAUGGUUUAAAAAAUAGCGCACUUAAUUGUGAACCCUCAAAAUUAACUCCAAUUGAUAAAGAAUUUAACUAGCAUGUUAUUUUUAACACUCAAGGAGUUCAAUAGCAUAUUUUGUUUGGUCAUGGUGUUAAAUAGACUGAUUACAACAAGAGAGAAUACGGAACAAGCUAUGAUCUUUCUUUUAAUUAGAAAAUAAAACCAUAAACAUAAAUAUACUCUAAAUAUACUCCUGAUCUCUCUGCAUCAGCUAGAACAUUCCACAAGGAUACUAUUUAUGAAAAAGACUACCAAAAGCAUAUUCCUGAAUUGGGUUCAAAACCCACAGUUCCUAAAGAUAAAGCUCGUCCUUAUAAUGAAUUUACAAAAACUUAUGAUUCCACUCAUAUGAAAAUACCAUUGAGAAAAUGA